CUGAAGAACUUACAGACAUCACAACUGUAGCUCCUAUGCCCCCCACAAUUGCAACUUCAACUGUAGCAUCACCUACAACAACAACUGCAGAUGCUUCCACAACCACAGGUGCAGCACCUACUACGUCAAUCACAACUGGAGGUCCUACUAACAUUUUACCUACAACGACAAGCACAACUGAGGCUCCUUCAGACGUCACUACUGUAGCUCCUUUGAACCCCACAAUUGCAGCUUCUUCUUCAACAACUGUAGCUCCCACGAUCACUACAACUGCAGAAGCUCCUACAACAACAACUGUAGCUGCUUCUACAUUUACUAUUUCAUCCCCUACUACAACCACAACAGAAGCUCCUUCUACAACAACUGUAGCACCAAUGACUUUAGGAACAACAGUCCCAACAACAACUGCAGCUAAUUCCUCAACUGUAGCUCCUUCAAUGCCAAUACCAACUGCAGCUCCUACAACAACAACUCUUGCUCAUUCGACCUCUACAACUUCAGCACCCACUACUUUAUUCACAACUGCAGGUCCUACUACCAUUUUACCUCCUUCGACAACCACAACAACAUCCACUACAACAACUGUUGCUCCUUCAAUGUCAAUCUCAACUGCAGGUCCUACUACCAAUUUAACUCCAACGACAACCACAACUGAAGCUCUUACAGACAUCACAACUGUAGCUCCUAUGCCCCCCACAAUUGCAACUUCAACUGCAGCAUCACCUACAACAACAACUGCAGAUGCUUCCACAACCACAGGUGCAGCACUUACUACAUCAAUCUCAACUGCAGGUCCUACUACCAUUUUGACUCCUGAGACAAUCACAACUGAAGCUCCUACAGAAAUCACAACUGUAGCUCUUAUACUCCCCACAAUUGCAACUUCAACUACAACUGUAGCAUCACCUACAACAACAACUGCAGAUGCUUCCACCACCACAAGUGCAGCACCUACUACAUCAAUCCCAACUGCAGGUACUACUACCAUUUUGACUACUAAGACAAUCACAACUGAAUCUCCUACAGAAAUCACAACUGUAGCUCUUAUGACCCCCACAAUUGCAGCUUCUACUUCAACAACUGUUGCUCCCACGACAACAACUGCAGCAGCUCCUAUAACAACAACUGUAGCUGCUUCCAUAAACGCAACAGCAGCACCUACUACGUCAAUCACAACUGCAGGUCCUACUAACAUUUUAACUCCAACGACAAGCACAACUGAGGCUCCUAUAGACAUCACUACUGUAGCUCCUAUGCCCCCCACAAUUGCAACUUCAACUACAACUGUAGCAUCACCUACAACAACAACUGCAGAUGCUUCCACCACCACAAGUGCAGCACCUACUACAUCAAUCCCAACUGCAGGUCCUACUACCAUUUUGACUACUAAGGCAAUCACAACUGAAUCUCCUAUAGACAUCACUACUGUAGCUCCUUUGAACCCCACAAUUGCAGCUUCUACUUCAACAACUGUUGCUCCCACGACCACAACUGCAGCAGCUCCUAUAACAACAACUGUAGCUGCUUCCAUAAACGCAACAGCAGCAUCUACUACGUCAAUCACAACUGCAGGUCCUACUAACAUUUUAACUCCAACGACAAGCACAACUGAGGCUCCUAUAGACAUCACUACUGUAGCUCCUUUGAACCCCACAAUUGCAACUUCUUCUUCAACAACUGUAGCUCCAACGAUCACUACAACUGCAGAAGCUCCUACAACAACAACUGUAGCUGCUUCUACAUUUACUACUGCAUCCCCUACUGCAACCACAACAGAAGCUCCUUCUACAACAACUGUAGCACCAAUGACUUUAGGAACAACAGUCCCAACGACAACUGCAGCUAAUUCCUCAACUGUAGCUCCUUCAAUGCCAAUCCCAACUGCAGCUCCUACAACAACAACUCUUGCUCAUUCGACCUCUACAACUUCAGCACCCACUACUUUAUUCACAACUGCAGGUCCUACUACCAUUUUACCUCCUUCGACAACCACAACAACAUCCACUACAACAACUGUAGCUCAUUCAAUGCCAAUCCCAACUGCAGCUCCUACAACAACAACUCUUGCUCCUACAACAUCUACAACUUCAGCACCCACUACGUCAUUCACAACAGCAGGUCCUACUACCAUUUUGCCUCCUUCGACAACCACAACUGUAUCACCUACGACAACCACAACAACAUCCACUACAACAACUGUAGCUCCUACAAUGUCAAUCUCAACUGCAGGUCCUACCAUCAAUCUAACUCCAACGACAACCACAACUGAAGCUCCUACAGACAUCACAACUGUAGCUCCUAUGCCCCCCACAAUUGCAACUUCAACUACAACUGUAGCAUCACCUACAACAACAACUGCAGACGCUUCCACAACCAUAGGUGCAGCACCUACUACAUCAAUCACAACUGCAGGUCCUACUAACAUUUUAACUCCAACGACAAGCACAACUGGGGCUCCUAUAGACAUCACUACUGUAGCUCCUUUGAACCCCACAAUUGCAACUUCUUCUUCAACAACUGUUGCUCCCACGACAACAACUGCAGCAGCUCCUAUAACAACAACUGUAGCUGCUUCCAUAAACGCAACAGCAGCAUCUACUACGUCAAUCACAACUGCAGGUCCUACUAACAUUUUAACUCCAACGACAAGCACAACUGGGGCUCCUAUAGACAUCACUACUGUAGCUCCUUUGAACCCCACAAUUGCAACUUCUUCUUCAACAACUGUAGCUCCAACGAUCACUACAACUGCAGAAGCUCCUACAACAACAACUGUAGCUGCUUCUACAUUUACUACUGCAUCCCCUACUGCAACCACAACAGAAGCUCCUUCUACAACAACUGUAGCACCAAUGACUUUAGGAACAACAGUCCCAACGACAACUGCAGCUAAUUCCUCAACUGUAGCUCCUUCAAUGCCAAUCCCAACUGCAGCUCCUACAACAACAACUCUUGCUCAUUCGACCUCUACAACUUCAGCACCCACUACUUUAUUCACAACUGCAGGUCCUACUACCAUUUUACCUCCUUCGACAACCACAACAACAUCCACUACAACAACUGUAGCUCCUUCAAUGCCAAUCCCAACUGCAGCUCCUACAACAACAACUCUUGCUCCUACAACAUCUACAACUUCAGCACCCACUACGUCAUUCACAACAGCAGGUCCUACUACCAUUUUGCCUCCUUCGACAACCACAACUGUAUCACCUACGACAACCACAACAACAUCCACUACAACAACUGUAGCUCCUACAAUGUCAAUCUCAACUGCAGGUCCUACCAUCAAUCUAACUCCAACGACAACCACAACUGAAGCUCCUACAGACAUCACAAGUGUAGCUCCUAUGCCCCCCACAAUUGCAACUAAAACUACAACUGUAGCAUCACCUACAACAACAACUGCAGACGCUUCCACAACCAUAGGUGCAGCACCUACUACAUCAAUCACAACUGCAGGUCCUACUACCAUUUUGACUACUAAGACAAUCACAACUGAAGCUCCUACAGAAAUCACAACUGGAGCUCUUAUGACCCCCACAAUGACCCCCACAAUUGCAGCUUCUACUUCAACAACUGUUGCUCCCACGACCACAACUGCAGCAGCUCCUAUAACAACAAUUGUAGCUGCUUCCACAAACAAAACAGCAGCACCUACUACGUCAAUCACAACUGCAGGUCCUACUAACAUUUUACCUCCUUCGACAACCACAACUGUAUCGCCUACGACAACCACAACAACAUCCACUUCAACAACUGUAGCUCCAACAAUGUCAAUUUCAACUGCAGGUCCUACUACCAUUUUACCUCCUACGACAACCACAACCGAAGCUAAUACAGAAAUCACAACUGUAGCUCCUACAACACCAAUCACAACUGCAGGUCCUAAAACCAUAUUAAUGACAACCGCCACUGCAACUUCUAUUACAACUACAAAUGCAGGUCCUUCAACCUCCACAACUGCAGCGCCUAUUACAACUAGAACAGCAGCUCCUACAAGUGCAACCACAAUUGCACUUCCUACCUCGACAACCACAACUGCAACAUUUACUUCAACUUCUACGGCUUCAGUGGCAUCAACUAGAUUUGGCACAGUGGUGGUUUUUGUAAGACUAGAGUUCCAGCUCAACACAGCAGUCCCCAGUAAGGAUGUCGUCCUUGGUGCCGUCGACAAGAAACUGUCUACACAAUUCAGGACCUUCAAAAUUCAAAGAAACACUAAAGCCACCCUCCAGAAUGCAACUUAUAUCAAACUUUCAGGUACUUCAUUUGCUGUUGAUCUUGGUUUCAAAAUAACCAAUGUAUCCAUGGAGGAGAGACUGCUUCAAAGUGCUAGAGUCACUUUCACCGAUGAUACCUACAGCCAGAUACAGGAUUCAAUUAACAGCCUACUGCAUGAUAUUCUCAGUGAACCAAACGGCAAACAAUUUGACUUUCCCAAAGCCAAAUUUAGUGUUGUUGGCAAUCAAAUCAGGGCAAACGUGACGUAUGUAUACAAAGAGAAAGACGUCAACCUCCCUAGUGCCUUUCUAGGGGAUGUUUUAAAAGUCUCAGGACCAACAACCACUGUUGCACCAACAACAACUACCUCACCACCUACUACCCUUUUGCUGACCACUCCUUUCAGUACAAGUGACAGAGGUUUUCCUGGCUGGGCUCUGGCUAUUAUCAUCCCCUGUGGCAUCGCUAUCAUUCUGGUACCCCUGUGGAUCCUGCUAUGUUGCAUGCUAUGUGGCGGCUGUGCAGCUUUAAGGAGACGCUGGCAACAACACAGAGCUUACAACGUACAGUACACCACAAGAAACGGCAUCUUCUGAGGUGACAAGACUAUCAAAAUAACAGCCAAUCAUCUAUGUCUGCUCAUCAUCACAACAAAUAAUAUAUUUUUCAUGUAAUCCAUACACCAUUACUUUUGAGAAGAUCAAACACGGACUUGCUUAUAUUUUUAUAACAAAAUUGCAUUGUUCUUGAUAGGGUUAAUAGGUCACGUGUUUCCAUAAUGUACUACUUUUUAAUAUUAUAUAGUAUUUCUCAUUUUAGUCAAAGCUACAGCUGAGCUGGUAUAUUAUGCAUUUAUGUAAUUUAAUCAUUUAUAUACACAGAAAUAUUAUUUUAGAUUUUUGUCAUUUCCUCUGCUGAUUUAAGCUAUUAACUCACUAUAUUUGAAAGUCUGCAAUACAGCACUUGUUUCUUUAUCAUACAAUUUAACACAUGUAA
This is a messenger RNA of Oncorhynchus mykiss (rainbow trout), 5217 nucleotides long. RefSeq lists its product as uncharacterized. NCBI's taxonomy places the organism in Eukaryota, Metazoa, Chordata, Actinopteri, Salmoniformes, Salmonidae. The record is from RefSeq and is a predicted model, not a curated record.